AUUCAAAUUAGGAAGGAGCCCUGAAGAAGCAAGGCGAACCGAACAGGACUGGGAAAACAAGUCGGGGUCCGGGGUAACAUUACUGAAAAGGCCAAGAAGCUUCAGGGAAGUUCCCGAGAGACCGGUGAGGCCUUGGAGGCAGGACCCGGAGUCCAGCCAAUGGGAACUUCACGGGCAGGAGGCGGAGCUUGAGUACGUUCCUAAGCGGCCUUGCACUCUGAAGCUCUCGCAGAGGGAGUUCUGGCACCAAGUCUGAGCGCGGCGCCCGAGGUGAUUUCUAUUUGAUUAUAUCAGGAGCUGAUCUAUCCAUGAAGCAUCUUCAGUCGGCUCUAGCAAACUGGGAGGGAAGCUCCAGGAAACUGGAACAAAGAAGCCCAGCCCAAAAUCUGAAAAAGAAACCAUGCAGCUCAGUGAAAAGGACCCAGCAGAUAGCCAAGAAAGCGAUUUGGUGAAAAAGAAAUCGGACUGGUCCUGCUCGCUCAUCGUGGCCUCGCUCGUGGGCGCCUUCGGCUCCUCCUUCCUCUACGGGUACAACCUCUCGGUGGUGAACGCCCCGGCUCCGUACAUCAAGGCCUUUUACAAUGAGUCGUGGGAGAGAAGGCAUGGCCAUCCGACAGACCCGGACACUCUGACUCUGCUCUGGUCUGUGACCGUGUCCAUAUUCGCCAUUGGUGGACUCGUGGGGACGUUAAUAGUGAAGCUGAUUGGAAGAGUUCUUGGAAGGAAGUACACUUUGCUGGUCAACAAUGGGUUUGCGAUUUCCGCUGCAUUGCUCAUGGCCUGUUCCCUCCAGGCAGGCACCUUUGAAAUGCUCAUCGUGGGUCGCUUCAUCAUGGGCGUGGAUGGAGGCAUCGCCCUCAGUGCACUCCCCAUGUACCUGAGCGAGAUCUCGCCCAAGGAAAUCCGCGGCUCCCUGGGCCAGGUGACUGCCAUCUUCAUCUGUGUUGGUGUGUUCACCGGGCAGGUCCUGGGCCUGCCUGAGCUGCUGGGAAAGGAGAGCACCUGGCCGUACCUGUUUGGAGUGAUUGCUGUCCCCGCCGUGGUCCAGCUGGUGAGCUUGCCCUUUCUCCCCGAGAGCCCGCGCUACCUGCUCCUUGAGAAGCAUGACCAGGUGGCAGCCGAGCAAGCCUUCCGGACAUUCCUGGGCAAGGAGGACGUCUCCCGAGAGCUGGAGGAGGUCCUGGCGGAGAGGCGCGUGCAGAGGAAUGUCCGCCUGGUGUCCGUGCUGGAGCUGCUCAUGAGUCCCUUCGUCCGCUGGCAGGUCGGCACCGUGGUCAUCACCAUGGCCUGCUACCAGCUCUGCGGUCUCAAUGCGAUCUGGUUCUACACCAACAGUAUCUUUGGAAAAGCUGGGAUCCCUCCGGAAAAGAUCCCGUACAUCACCCUGAGCACGGGCGGCAUCGAGAUUUUGGCCGCGGUCUUCUCUGGCUUGGUCAUCGAGCGCCUGGGCCGGAGACCCCUCCUCAUCGGCGGCUUUGGGCUGAUGACCCUCUUCUUUGGGAUCCUCACCGCCACGCUGACACUGCAGGACCACGCCCCCUGGGUCCCUUACCUGAGCAUCGUGUGCAUUCUGGCCAUCAUUGCCUCCUUCUGCAGCGGCCCAGGCGGCAUCCCGUUCAUCCUCACUGGCGAGUUCUUCCAGCAGUCCCAGCGGCCGGCUGCCUUCAUCGUCGCGGGCACCGUCAACUGGCUCUCCAACUUUGCUGUCGGGCUGCUCUUCCCGUUCAUUCAGAAAAGUCUGGACACCUACUGUUUCCUGGUCUUUGCUGCAAUCUGCCUCACAGGUGCUGUCUAUUUCUAUUUCGUCCUCCCUGAGACCAAAAACAGAACCUAUGCAGAAAUCAGCCAGGCAUUCGCCAAAAGGAACAAGGCAUUCCCACCAGAGGAGAAGAUCGACUUAGCUGUAACUGACGACAAGAUGAUUGGGAAGCCUGAACCGGACUCCUCCACCCUGGACAGCUACGUCAAAAACGGGGUUGUGUAGAUGGAUGAUCGCACCGCUUCAGGAAACCAAAGAUUUCCUCUGAAUUUAACAUUUUUAAGUGUUUAAAAAUAAGCCUUUGCUAAUCUAACCCUGCAACCAUUUGGGCUUUCAGGAAGCUGGAAAGAAUUACCCCAUGUUUUGGCAGACCCAACAUUCUUCUGUAUAGGUCACCUGCCUUCUUCAUGACUUGGCCUAUGGCUUCAAAAUGAAAUUGGAGAAAUAGAAUUUGAAUGCUUUCUCGAAGGAGAACAGUAUGGCUUGACCGAAGGCCUGACGGACUGGAACUCACAGGCUGAACCCUAGUCUCAGCCCUUCUCAUAAGUAGCCUUGAGCUGCCCUUGACCUGGAUCCUGAAGCCUCAGUGGACCCCUGGCUUUGGUCCUGGAUGAAGGUUUCAGAAUUCAGUGGGGAGACUCCCCCAUCUCCUAAUAAAUGCCUGUUUCCAAUCUUUGGCUCUGCCUUUUGGAUCUCAGGCUCAGGAGGGCCUGAAACCAACCCACCGUCCUCCAGGUUCUGCUUUUCCCGGGCUAUGUGCCCGUGGGGCUCAAGACCUCCAGCCCCACAACAUCUUCACAUCAGAGUAUCAGAUGUGUCGUAAAAGGCAUAGAGCGGGUCAAUAUGUGGAAAACCUGGAGAGGCAGAGGUAUGAAGUCACUUUCCAGGAGCAGGGCCAGGGACUGCAAAUCAAACUCUGAUCAUUUGAAAAAACAAUAUUAAGAAUAAGAGUAUUAAGCUCUGAAGCUAAACCUAGACUUGGAGAGGAAGCACAUUGUGACUGAUUGGUGAUGUCUGCCACAGGUGCAAGAGUGGGAAUGUCACAGAGGCACCCCAUGUUUGCCAAUCAUGGAGGAGAUUUAUGCGAAAGAUAGUGUAUUGUGGUUCUCCAGAGGAAAAGAAUAUGUAUAAUUUGUUGUGAGGAAUUGGCUCAUGUGAUUAUGGAGGCUGAGAAGGCCCACAAUCUGCCAUCUGCAUGCUGGAGAUGCAGGAAGGCUGGAGGCCUGAGAAUCAGGAGACCCUGUGGUGUGAGCUCUUGUCCAGGUCCAAAGGCCUGAGAACCAGGAGCCUGAUGGUGUAAGUUCCAGUCGCAGGGCAAAAGAAAAGCGAUGUCCCAGCUCAAGCGGGCAGGCUGAGGGCAAAUCUUCCCUCCUCUGCCAGUUUUCUCUUCAGGCCCUCAACGGGUUGGAUGAGGCCCACCCACAUUGCAGAGAGCAAUCUGCUUUACUCAGUCUACAAAUUCAAAUGCUAAUCUCAUCCACAGGAACCCUCACAGACCUGCCCCAAAGUGGUGUUUAACCAGCUGUCUGGACAUCCCAUGGUCCAGUCAAGUUGGCACAUAAAAUUAAGCGUCACAAGUCCACCCCUUGUCGACUUGGCACCUAUAUACAUCUCCUUAAAUCAUACUUAAUCUUCAAAUAAAGACAAUAAUGAGGUCGUAACUCCACCUAACGUGAUACAACUAUCCUGCCUACAACUGAAAACAUAUUAGCCCCUUCCCCCAAAAGGAGAUAAAGUCCUUGAGUGAGGUUCUCUUCUCCUUGAUAUCCCAUAACUUAAGUACUAUGAUGUAAAAUUAACAAACUUGAAUUUUAUGACCUAAAAUCAACACAUCUUGUGUUACAUGGUAAGGGAAUAAAAGAGGAAAGAAAACAAAGAUAUUGUUAGAUAGACAAACAGAUACACAAAGUAUUCAUAACAAAAUAAGGAGGAAAUCCUCAGGACAAUUACAGUCCUCAUUUCUAUAAGUGGUCAUGUGGUCAUAGCUGGUGUUGAUAAACACCUUCUUCCACUAGCCACUCUGCGUUCCUUUUGCCUUCAGCAAGCACCUCAGCUGGUCAUGGUUCUUUACCUGGUGGAGUGACCAAAACCAUUCUUGAAGGGUCUGGGCUGUUAGUAGUCCUGCCUGAAUUAGAUUGUUGUAGUUUUCCAUUUCCUUUAAUCACAGGGCAUGGUGAUACUGAGAGACGCCCAAAGGGAUCUCCUGUGUCCCAGACACACUCUCCCUUCCCGCCAUUGUGGAGUAGCAGCCAAUUUCCCCUUGGUAGUUAGGAUCACUCGCCCCAGCCGGCACAGUAACUCCCUUUCACUGUUUGCACCCAUGACCCAGUCAAGUUAACGUGUAAAAUUAACCAUCACAGACAGUGAGUUCUCCAUUACUCACAGUGCUCAAGCAAAGGUUGAGUGAUUGCUUGUCUUGACUGUUGUUGUUAGGGAAAUCUGUGUCAAUGUUGGAAGAAGUUGCUAGGAGUAGAUAUGUUUAAGGACUCUUCCAACCCUUAUGUUCUAGGGUUGUUUGGGUCGGAACAACUUGCAGCGUGCCGUGAUAAUGCCUGCCUUGUGGGUUGGGUGAUGCCCUACACUUGCCUCCAGAAUGAAACAAACAUAAGUGCCCAUAUGUAGAUGAAAGUGCAUGUGAAUUAGCACCUGUGUGUUUGAAUUUAGCAUGUCGCAGUAGGAGUGGAGCCAGAGGGGAGGGGAAAGGCUCUGGACCUAGCAACCCCACUGGAAUCCCUUCGUUUUUUUCUGACCAUUCUGGACAAAGGCAGCCGUGCCAAAAUCUGAGUUCUGAUUUUCCUCUCCUACUGAAUAUUUUUUCAUCACUGGUCUUCUCCUUUGGUUGAUUGCCAGUUCAGUACACCAUAGCAUCCAGCUUUGGUUUGGCUGAAAAAUUUGGACAGUGUUUGUCAAUAUGGUGAGAAAGUGAAAUGUGAGUACAAGAAGUACCUGAGACCAAAAAGGCCAAAUAAAGUAUAAAAAGAAAUAGGA
This is a messenger RNA of Equus caballus (horse), 4747 nucleotides long. It is a transcript of the gene SLC2A9, whose product is annotated as solute carrier family 2 member 9. Gene Ontology annotation, molecular function: hexose transmembrane transporter activity. Lineage: Eukaryota; Metazoa; Chordata; Mammalia; Perissodactyla; Equidae. Gene Ontology annotation, biological process: monosaccharide transmembrane transport. Gene Ontology annotation, cellular component: plasma membrane. The record is from RefSeq and is a predicted model, not a curated record.